This is a messenger RNA of Vanrija pseudolonga, 1212 nucleotides long. RefSeq lists its product as uncharacterized. Lineage: Eukaryota; Fungi; Basidiomycota; Tremellomycetes; Trichosporonales; Trichosporonaceae. The record is from RefSeq and is a predicted model, not a curated record. Bases 1 to 1212 code for a protein of 403 amino acids. The transcript is spliced from 3 exons.
AUGCCACCCAAGUUCCACCCCGACUUCAAGUCGCCCACCGGCAUUGUCCUCCAGUCGUCCGACGACACCUGCUUCGCCUUCAACGGCCACGUCCUCGCCUUCCUCUCGCCGUUCUUCGCCGACCUCCUCAAGGUGCCUGCGCCAGCUGAUACCAAGCACAACCCCAUCCCCACUGGCGUCGGCACUGAUGCGCUCGCGCUCGCCCUCACCCUCAUCGAGGAGGGGAUGAGCUACCGCCUCACGACGCCGCGUCCGAAGUGGCCAACGACCGACGUCUUGUCGGACCUUCUCACCCUCGUGGACGCGUACGAGCUCACGUUCGUGGCAGAUGAGCUACUGAGCCGCACCUCAGCCAUCGUUGACUCCCACACGUUCGACCGCUACGCCUUUGCUCGCGCGUCCGAGUGGGCCAAGACGGUUCUCGAUGACCACAACAAGCUUGCCGAGCUCUACAAGACCCACCUCGACCACACCGUGUCCAACUACAAGCGCCAGGCGGAGUACGCCUCGAGCACGACGAUGAGGAAGAAGAAGAAGACCGAUCCGCGCACCAUGCCCGUCGUCAAGCGCGACGCCGACGCAGCGGCGAUCACGCUCGAGUCGUCAGAUGGCGUGCGCUUCACAUUCAACCCGCACCUCCUGGCCCACGUCUCACCCUUCUUUGCCGACCUCUUCAAGGUGCCCCCUCCUCCAUGCAGCAACGCCAACCCCAUCCCCAUCGCCAUCAGUGCCGACGCGCUCGAGCUCUGCCUCGACCUCAUACGCGAGGGAAUGAAUCAUCGCCGCGAGAACACCACGCGUUGGCCCACCACGAAGGUUCUCGACGACGUCAUCAAGUUCGUCGACAAGUACGACAUGUCAUUCGUCGCGGACGAGCUGCUCGCCCUCACCCGCGACAAGGCGGAAGGCAAGCGUGUCGACGAUAACGACCCAUUCAAGUCGACCCAGUCGAUCCAAGCGUUCGAGCGCUACGCGUUUGCGUGCGCGACCAAGUCACCUUACGUCGUCAAGGAGCUCUCAAACACACUCCGCUACAACCACCGCGCGAUGUCCAAGUGGGCAGAGAAGACCCUCAAGAACGACCCCCUCGCCCUCGCCGAGCUGUACAAAGCGCAUCUCGACAAGCGCCCAGCCACGUCAUCCCGACCAGCGGCUUCGCCUUUCGUCCCAGCUUCCAAGGUGGCCGCGCCGGCCAAGAGGAAGAAGGUCUAG